AAAGCGACUGCGUUGUCGGAAAAAAAACGCCUUCGCAGUUGUAUUUGCCAUCUUCACGGAAGAUUGACAAAGCGAUUAUUUUUCAAUGCAAAAAAAUGUCUUCGUCAACUGUAUUUUUAAGUCACUGUGUGCUUGUAGUUGUGGCUUAAUAGUUAUUUGGUUUUUCACCACAUCAUGGAUGCACUCAAAAGAAAGGCUAAAGAAACUAUGGAGGAUACUCAACGGGCAGAAAACAAGCACAAAGACCUAAUGCGUUACCUCAGACAAGCAAGAGAAAGGGCUGAUCUGGCUAAGGAUGAAAAAGAGGCACUUAAGCAAAGGAUCCAAGAAAAAAAGGAGGAAUUGGCAAACAGCUACAGGCAAAUCCAGGAAAAGCAACAAGGUCACCGAGCCACAGAAGAGAUUGCAGAAGAGAGUGAAAAGAUCAGAAAGUCUCUUGAGUCUAAAGAAUUUGAAGUCAGUGAUGUACUUGUCAUGCUUGAGAUAAAAGUUAGAGAUAAAAAGAGACAAGCUGACGAAGCUGAAGAGCGUUUGGCUGAGGCAAAGGUCAGGCACAGCUCCAUGAAAUGUGAACUGAGUGAGCUUCUGGCAAGAUUGAAUGCAGCUGAGUCCAAGAUUGUUAAGCUCAGUGAAGAGUCUGAUUCUACCACUGUAAGACUCAUAAAUUUGGAAUUAAAGCACAGGCGAUACACUAAACGUGAAGAAUAUUUUGAAGAUGAGGUUGAGACCAAAGAGCAGCAAAUCAGGAAUUAUGAAACAGAGGCCAUCGCUAAUGAAGCUGAGAUCAAGGUUCUACUGGUUGCGCGGGACAGAUUGAAACAACAAGUGAACAAGUGGAAAAAGUAUGUAGCAAAUCUGUCAAGGGAACUGGACGAUGCAAAAGCAUAUCUUGGUCAUUAAACAGCAACCUUUCAUCCAUUGUAAGCAACUUACCAAUUAAAUGUGUAUUAUCUUUUGGAGAGGAAGAUUGUAUUUGUAAUAUAUUAAGAUGAGUACUUAAGUGCUACAAGAAUGGCCCAGAUUGGGAAGUGAGCAGCAACAUAGUUAUUAUGUUUGUUAUGUGAGAACCUGUGUUAGGAAUGAUGCAAGAGAUUUCUAAGAGCCUUGCUAGUUUAGUCCUCUUUUAGUACUGGAUUCUCUAGAUUAUUCAUUUCAGAUGAUUAUUCUGUGUGUGCAGAUUUUUUUCUGAUCUUUUAGAAGAGAGCACAAAGUUAAUUGAUGUUCUUACAUUCAUUUGACUCAUAGUCCUCAACAUGUUAAUUGAGGAUUUUCUUUUCCCACUUACCUAAUGAUAUAAGUUUCCAACAGGCAGGUCCAUAUUACCAGAAAUUAACACUUAUAUCUCACUCAGUUACUUGGACAGCAAAAACUGUCAUUACAAAUAUCUGAUAAACUAGUUUUCCAUAAUUUAGUUAGUAAGAGUUACUUUCAUGUGAAAACAAAAUCAUUCAUUUGUUCUUGGAAAGUAUUCUGAACAAUCAUCGGUUUAUAGAAAUGAACUCUAGUAAUCCUCAUUUACUUUAGCCUGGAUAACAAUUGCUGUUUAGGAAAUGAGCCUAUGUAUACCCUACCCCUAAUACAGCUUUAUUAGUGAAUGAUGAGUAUAGUAUUUACAUUAAAUUAGGCUCCUAACAGCCUUCUGUAACUGUAGUAGAUGCAGAUGCAUUUUGAGAUUAGCUACACCUCUUUCUUGUAGGUUGGCUGUCCUAGGGUGCUCUUUAAAUUUAUUCUUCCUCUGGGUCUUGAGGUUAAUUCUUACAAUAGUUUAAAAGGGAAAUAAAGAGCCAUUCUCACUAAAUCAGAGUGGUACAUAAUCUGAUUAUUUUGAUCUUAAUAUCAAACAAUUUUUUUUUAAGUUUCAGUUUUGGAACUAGGAUACCAAGCUUCAUAGGUUAAUUAGUUCUUAGGGAAGAAAUUAAGAAAUUUAGUCACUUUUCACAGCACAUGAUAUUUUUGUUUCCCUGUUUACUAGAGUGGAUUUUCCAUUUUUUUCUAACAAAUUUGUAUUGAAUAGUAAUCAAACUUAAGAUACUGGUACUGUUGGAGUGGUGAUGUUAGCAGUGUAUAAACAUAUUGUUGAACCAUAACUUUGGUUUUUCCAGAGUUUUCUCGUUUUUAGGGCCCUUUUGAAAUGAAUUUAAUGAGACUACCAGCAAGUACCGAUAGUCUUUUAUUGGUAAAUUUUAAAAGCAAUAAAGUUCCCAAAUACAUAA
Molecule: messenger RNA, 2213 nt
Organism: Stylophora pistillata
Lineage: Eukaryota; Metazoa; Cnidaria; Anthozoa; Scleractinia; Pocilloporidae
Source: RefSeq, a predicted model, not a curated record